AUGUCUACUGUGCCUUCACAAGAAACACUCGAUUAUUCACGUCCACAAACGUGGCGUAACUUGCCACAGCAACAGAAGCGCGGGAAAAAAGUUAACUACUACGAAUGUCGCUCUUUAAGUAACGCUAGUGCCGUGAUGAGAAUGCCACCAUCGACAUAUAAUGAAGCAGCAAUUGCAGCCAUUCCAGUAAAAUUAAGCUAUGACACCGAAGCAGUAGAUGCUGUCAGUACAACGUCGAAUGUUUGUGUGAAUCCAAUGUUGGCAGCACGUGAUACGAAAAAAGAAGGAGAGGAAGAAGACCAGAAGCUGAUUGAUGCAGUAUGUAAAGCCUCACUUGUGGAAUAUAAUCAGCGUGAGCAAGCGUUUAAACUAUACGAGUCAGAAGCGUCGCAACGAGCAUUUGAGCAUCAGACAACUUCAGCAACACUCCAACUAGCCAUUAACGAAGCAGAACAGCGCAAGUACGCAGCAAUGCAGACGGUAAUUGAUAGCAAGAUACGCGCUAAAGAGAUGAGUGACAAGGCUCGCGAUGCUACAUCACUCUAUCAGCAAAAAAACAGUGAACGUCUAAAUAAACAGACCGAGUUGGAAGCGAUAAAACUUCGUGAUGCACAGAAAGCUGAGCUUUUGACUGUUCAAAAGCGUAAGGAGGAAGCUAUGCAGAAACGAACGGAAGCAGAACAGAAGGCUCGUGAAGCUAUGGAGAAAGCAGAAGCUAUGCGACGUGAAGCAUUUCAUGCUGCGUCGAAAGUUCGACUAUACUCACGAAAACAGAUUGAGAACCAACUAAGCGUAGAAGAAACUCAGCGCGAACGUGAAAGGCAACGCAAGUUGGAUGAGAUCGAAAAAAACAAAGAUUUGGCUCAUGAACGUAAGGAAGUGGCUGCUCAGAAAGCACUAGAUGCUCAACGCCGAGCUGAAGAACUUCAUAUCAAGGCCGAGCAGGCACGAGUGGGACUUAAAGCUUUUGCACCCACGCACUCAGCGUAA
Molecule: messenger RNA, 990 nt
Organism: Plasmopara halstedii
Lineage: Eukaryota; Oomycota; Peronosporomycetes; Peronosporales; Peronosporaceae
Exons: 1
Coding region: 1-990 (329 amino acids)
Source: RefSeq, a predicted model, not a curated record